AUGAGAGGGUCGCGUCCCUCCGCCUCCGGUGCAGAGUACCCGGCCUUCUUGGAGUCCUUGGGAGGGGUACUGGACGGUGCACCGCCCGGGGACUCCGUUAUUCUCCUGGGGGACUUCAACGCCCAUGUGGGAAAUGCCAGUGACACUUGGAGAGGGGUGAUCGGGAAGAACGGCCCCCCUGAUCUGAACCCGAGCGGUGUUCAGUUGUUGGACUUCUGUGCCAGUCACGGCCUGUCCAUCACGAACACCAUUUGGAUCCGCUGGCAGGGCAGGAGGCCGGUCAGACCUGGCAGGCCCAAGCGUGUAGUGAGGGUUUGCUGGAAACGUCUCGCUGAGCCCCCUGUCAGACGGGCUUUCAACUCACACCUCCGGGAGAGCUUCUCCCAGGUCCCGGCAGAGGAGGGGGACAUCGAGUCCGAGUGGACCAUGUUCUCUUCCUCUAUCGCCAAUGUGGCGGCUCGUAGCUGUGGUCGCAAAGUCUCUGGUGCUGGUCCCGGCGGCAAUCCCCGAACCCGGUGGUGGACACCGGCAGUAAGGGAUGCCGUCAGGCUGAAGAAGGAGUCCUAUCGAGCAAUGAUGGUUCGUGGGACUCCUGAGGCAGCUGUCCAGUACCGGCAGGCCAAACGUGCCGCGGCCCGGGCUGUUGCAGAGGCAAAAACCCGGGACUGGGAGGAGUUCGGAGAGUCCAUGGAGCAUGACUAUCGGUCGGCCUCGAAGAGGUUCUGGCAAACCGUCCGGCGCCUCAGGAGGGGGAAGCAGUUCUUUGCCAACACCGUGUAUGGUGCGGGUGGAGGGCUGCUGACCUCGACUGGGGAUAUUGUCGGGCGGUGGAAGGAAUACUUCGAGAUUCUCCUCAAUCCCCCCGUCACGUCCUCUGUUACAGAGGCAGAGGCUGAGGAUAUUGGGGCGGAUACUUCCAUCUCCCUGGCCGAGGUCACCAAGGUGGUUGGCAGCCUCCAUGGUGGCAAGGCGCCGGGAGUGGAUGAGAUCCGUCCUAAAUUUCUAAAUGUGCGUCCCUUCUGCCAACGCUCUCGCCGCAGAUGGCUUCACGAGUGCCUGCCCUCUGCCACUCACCCCGAGCAGGGCAGCCUGAUCACACCGCCCCCUCACCCAGGACUGUGUCUGUGCUGGUAA
Messenger RNA from Knipowitschia caucasica, 1134 nucleotides. The record is from the annotation of a GenBank genome assembly. Lineage: Eukaryota; Metazoa; Chordata; Actinopteri; Gobiiformes; Gobiidae.